Messenger RNA from Drepanopeziza brunnea f. sp. 'multigermtubi' MB_m1, 3633 nucleotides. RefSeq lists its product as uncharacterized. Lineage: Eukaryota; Fungi; Ascomycota; Leotiomycetes; Helotiales; Drepanopezizaceae. Gene Ontology annotation, molecular function: cohesin loader activity; ATP hydrolysis activity; ATP binding. Gene Ontology annotation, cellular component: chromosome; mitotic cohesin complex. The record is from RefSeq and is a predicted model, not a curated record. Gene Ontology annotation, biological process: mitotic sister chromatid cohesion.
AUGUACAUCAAGCAGAUCAUCAUCCAGGGCUUCAAAUCCUACAAGGAACAGACAGUCAUCGAGCCUUUUUCGCCCAAGACAAACGUAAUUGUUGGUCGCAACGGCUCCGGAAAGAGUAAUUUUUUCGCAGCAAUUCGCUUCGUGCUCAGCGAUGCCUACAGUCAGAUGGGUCGCGAAGAGCGACAGGCGCUUCUGCACGAAGGGUCAGGAUCCGCUGUCAUGUCUGCCUACGUAGAGAUUAUAUUCGACAAUAGCGACGACCGAUUUCCCACAGGAAAGGAGGAGCUCAUUCUCCGACGAACCAUCGGUCUCAAGAAGGACGAAUACUCCCUGGACCGCAAGAAUGCAACCAAGACCGAUGUCAUGAAUCUUCUUGAGUCUGCCGGGUUCUCCCGGUCCAACCCAUACUACAUUGUUCCUCAAGGACGAGUCACAGCAUUGACGAACAUGAAGGAUCCAGAACGACUGAACCUGUUGAAGGAGGUCGCCGGCACUCAGGUCUACGAAGCUCGCCGGACGGAAUCUCUAAAAAUUAUGACCGAGACCAGCAAUAAGCGGGGCAAGAUUGACGAAUCUCUCGAUUACAUCAAGGAACGUUUGGCAGAGCUGGAAGAGGAGAAGGAGGAGCUACGUGGCUAUCAAGAGAAAGACCGGGAUCGACGCUGUCUCGAGUAUGCAUUCUAUCAGCGCGAGCAGAAUGCUUUGACCGCCGCCCUGGAUGAGAUCGAGGAAUUGCGACAACAUGGCCUUGACGGCUCGGAUGGCAACCGCGAAGAAUUUAUAGAAGGAGAAAAGGCGGUGUUGCAACUUGAAAAUGAAAUCAAGAAACUCACUCGACAAAUGGAGCUCCUCAAGCUCGAGCGGCGUCAACUAGAAGAGGAUAGGCGAGAAACCUCAAAGUCACAGGCCAAGGCUGAGAUGACGGUCAAAACUCUGACCGACGGACUUUCGGCUACGGAGCAAGCUAGAACUAAGCAACAGCAGGAACUGAAGUCGGUCAAGCAAGAAAUAAAAUCGAAAGAAGACGAACUUGCCAAACUACUUCCCGACUACACUAAGAGAAAGGCCAAGGAGACCGAAGUCAAGAACAACUUGGAUGUUGCAGAAGCCUCGAGAACGCGUCUUUACAAUAAGCAAGGCCGGGCUGCUCGUUUCAAGAACAAAGCAGAACGCGAUUCGUGGUUGAACGCGGAGAUUGAAACACUCAGCACUGCCCUGGGUGAGCAAAAGGCCAAUCGCAUCAAUGCUGCCGAGGAAGUCAAGGCCGUCCAAAGUGAAAUUCAGAACGUGGAAGGGGGCAUUGCUGGCCUUCGCAAGCGUUUUGAAGGCUGGGGAGAGAGUAGGCAAGCCUUGUACGAGGAAGUUACAACCGCCAAAGACAGUCUCGAGAAGCUGCAGGACGAGCGCAAGAUUCUUAGACGUGAGGAUGAUAAGCUCACGUCACUGGUCCAGGAUGCUCGUCAGGAGAGAGAUCGCGCUGAGAAGGACCUUUCCAACACCAUGGAUGGUGCUACGUCACGAGGUCUUGCGGCCGUUCGUCGCCUUAAGAGAGAGCAUAAUGUCUAUGGUGCCUACGGAACUGUCGCAGAACUCCUAAAUGUUCCCGAGAACUACCGUACCGCUACAGAGCAAGCAGCAGGCGCGAGUCUUUUCCACUAUGUCGUCGACAAUGAGGAGACAGCUACUUUCUUUGUCGACUCCCUCUAUCAGCAAAGAGCGGGGAGAGUAACGUUCAUACCCAUGAACAGGCUCAGACUAAAAAGCAACAAGCUGCCAAAUGCAUCUGAUGCCAUAGCUCUAAUAGACAAACUCGAUUUUGAGCCGGAGUAUAGGAGGGCAAUGGACCAUGUCUUCGGCAAGGUUGUCGUUUGUCCUAACCUUACUAUUGCGGCACAAUACGCCAGAAGUCAUCAAUGCAAUGCCAUUACUCCCGAUGGCGACACGGCAAAUAGGAAAGGAGCCAUGACUGGCGGCUACAUCGAUCCACGCAAGUCACGACUCCAAGCUGUCCGGGCAGUGAACAAAUGGCGUGAUGAGUAUGAAGCGCUGUUAGCCCGCCUUGAGGAACUUCGGAAAGAAAGUGAAAGCAAGGAUAAUCAAAUCAAUCGGGCUUUGGGAGUUCUGCACAAGCUCCAGCAACAAUUGAGCCGAAUGGACGACAGCUUCGACCCAUUGCAGAAGGAGUUGAGAACCAGUAACUUGCAGCUGGACAAGCUGAGAUAUUCUCUUGAGGCCAAUAUUCGCCAAAAAGAAGUUGUUGAUCAAAUGAUCAGAGACCACGGCGAUACGCUCAGCGCUCUUGAGGCUGAUUUGGCUUCUCCAUUCAAAAAAGCCUUGACUUCGGAUGAGGAGCGUCAGCUGGAAUCGCUCAACACAACUGUUCAGGAUCUGCAAAGAGAAUGGAAUGAACUGAGCAAGAGCCGUCGAGAACUGGAAAGUCGUAAACAGCUUCUGGAAGUUGACUUGAGGGAAAAUCUCCGGUUACAGCUGGACCAACUGAACACCCAGGAAAUCGAUGCAACAGCCGGCGGUGGAUCGGGAAGUCUCAAGGAGGCCCAGCGUGAAUUGAAGCGAGUACAGAAGGCUGCAGCUGCCGUGGAAGUCAAGCUCCAGGAAACUGAGGCGCAGAUUGAGGAGGCUGAAAACAACAUUUCGAGCCUUCGCAAAGAGAAGGCCCAGGCAGAAGAGCAACUGGAAGAAACUGCCAAAGCGAUCGAGAAAUUUCAGAAAAAGAUGGAGAAGAGCGUUGCGAGGAAGGCGUUGUUAACCUCAUCCGCUGCUGAGUGUGCCAAGAAUAUACGUGACCUGGGUGUUCUUCCAGACGAGGCAUUUGAGAAGUAUUCCGACAAGGAAUCAAAAUAUAUCACCGCCAAGCUCAAGAAAGUCAACGAUGCUCUCAAGAAAUACAAGGGUGUCAACAAGAAGGCUUUCGAACAAUACAAUAGCUUCACCAACCAACGAGAGGGCUUGAUCAAGCGGAGAAAGGAGCUCGACGAUGGCCUGAAGUCGAUUCAAGAUCUUGUCGAAGUGCUCGAUCAACGGAAGGACGAAGCCAUCGAGCGAACCUUCAAGCAAGUAUCCAAAGAAUUCGCCCAGAUCUUCGAGCGUCUUGUUCCUGCUGGCCGGGGUCGUCUAGUCAUUCAGCGUAAGACUGAUCAACGGGCUCCCGCCAACGAAGACUCAGAAGACGAGCCUCGUGGCGAAGGCGUGGAGAACUACACUGGUGUCGGCAUCAGUGUGUCCUUCAACAGCAAGCAUGACGAGCAGCAGCGAAUCCAACAGUUGAGCGGUGGUCAAAAGAGCUUGUGCGCCCUAGCUCUCGUCUUCGCUAUCCAACAGUGCGAUCCCGCCCCCUUCUACCUCUUCGAUGAAAUUGACGCCAACCUCGACGCCCAGUACCGCACGGCAGUCGCGCAAAUGCUCGAGGAUGUUUCCGAGCAGCAGAGCUCUCAAAAUGCGGAUAAUGGCUCGGGCGGCAUGAGCGGACAGUUCAUCUGCACUACUUUUAGACCGGAGAUGCUGCUUGUGGCUAAUAAGUGCUAUGGUGUCACGUUCCAUAACAAGACUAGCGGUAUUGGUGCUGUGAGUCGGGAGGAGGCGCUGAAAUUUGUAGAUGGGGAGGCGCCGAAGUAA